AUGGCUAUUGCUGCUGCGCUCCACCCGAGGGUUACCCCAUUCAAUGGUGUGAAUAACGACUACAGCCAUUCAAGCGAGGACGACGACGACGUGCGCGACUCCUCGAGUUCUAUUGAUCUUCUGCCCCUCGAGCGCGCCGUGUCUGAAGAUGCCCGUUCCCAGGACAGCCAUGGCUUCACCGGCUUGUUGAGGACCAACGUCAGAGGCAGGUACGGCGUUCAGCAAGCCCUUCGACCCUUUCUCUCGGGGAACGACAGAGGAGGACCAUGGGCACCCAUUCCCCAGAACGACUCGGGCUAUGCCUACGAGUCUGGCAUUGGCCCUGACCUCGGUCGGCCUGCCAUGUCAUCUGUGAGCAGUCUCCGUGAGAUGAUACUCGCCUCGUGGCUCAAUAGCCUGCUCGUCUUCGUGCCUGUCGGCCUUGCGAGUUACUUAUCUGGCAUGAGCCCCAUCUUGACAUUCAUCACCAACGUCAUCGCCAUUGUGCCCUUGUCGGCCCUAUUGACAGACGCGACGGAGAGAAUCGCCAAUGAUGCUGGCGACACUGUCGGUGCCCUACUUAAUAUUAGCCUCGGCAACCUCGUCGAGCUCAUCAUCUUCGUUGCACUGGUCAACAACCACAUCCGGAUCGUGCAAGCCUCCAUCCUUGGCUCCAUCAUCGUCAACCUGCUCCUGAUUCUCGGCUCUGCUUUGUUCGCCAGCACUUUCUCGAGGCACGAUGCCUCUGCACCCUCAACCUCCAACACGCAACUCCUCAGCUGCCUUCUGCUCGUCUCUGUUUUCGUAUUUCUGAUGCCUACCGCCUUUGACUACACCUUCGAAGGCUCCAAAGGAGCGGAUAAGGCCAUUCUCAAGAUGAGCCGCAUCUCUGCCAUCAUGGUGCUCGUGAUUUACGUAUUGUACUUCGUACAUGAGCUGCGUACCCGUCCAGUAGCCCACGACGCUAUCCCGGCUGAAGGCACUGGCACCCAGCGAAGCCACUGGGCUGUUCCUGAGCCUCAAAUUCCUUCGCGAAGCCGGGCUUACACCCUGCCCCCUCGAACCAUUCGUUUUGCCGACGAUGGCACGCCUACCGUGCCGCACUUUCCAGGGAAGCCCGCCGACCAGAUCGAAAUGGCCAACCUUGACAAGGUCGCUUCAAGUUCCAACGACAACGACAUUGAUCCCGUCAACUCGUUUCCCGGCCGUCCACUGUCUACUGAGCCUUCCAUCCGCUCACGCCGCCAUUCCAGGUCCAAUUCCGGGUCCGCGGCCACGUCCCGCGCCCCAAGUGCCCCGGGUUUCAUGCGCUCUGGCCCGACAACUCUUGAGCUCAUGCGCACAAGCAGUAACCAGGCUCAUGUCCAGCAUCGCCCUACCGGAAGCCGCUUCAUGUCCAUUGUGGUUCUGGUGGUCACAUCUGCUCUAAUGUCCAUGUGCGCCGAAUUCCUCGUCUCCACGAUAGACGCUGUUACCCAUCAGGGUCAUCUUUCCGAGCCAGUCAUUGGCUUAAUUAUCCUGCCCAUUGUUGGCAACAUUGCCGAGUACAUCACCGUCGUCACGGUCGCCGCGAAAGAUAAGCUCGACCUCGCCGUGGCCGUGGCCGUCGGCUCCUCGAUCCAGAUCGCGCUGUGCGUGACACCGCUCACCAUUAUCGCUGGCUGGAUUCUCAAUCGCCAGCUGGCUCUCACCUUUAACAUUUUCGAAAUGGCGACGCUCCUAGGAUCGGUUUUGAUUGUGAACAUGUUAAUUUUAAAUGACGGGGGAACGGCAGCGAAAACGAACGGGCUGAAGGGCGCAUUGAUGUGUGCCUGUUAUGCAAUCAUUGGGUGA
This is a messenger RNA of Verticillium dahliae VdLs.17, 1812 nucleotides long. Its product is annotated as vacuolar calcium ion transporter. The transcript has 4 exons. Gene Ontology annotation, cellular component: fungal-type vacuole membrane. The record is from RefSeq and is a predicted model, not a curated record. Gene Ontology annotation, biological process: intracellular calcium ion homeostasis; calcium ion transmembrane transport. Gene Ontology annotation, molecular function: calcium:proton antiporter activity. Lineage: Eukaryota; Fungi; Ascomycota; Sordariomycetes; Glomerellales; Plectosphaerellaceae. Bases 1 to 1812 code for a protein of 603 amino acids.